Molecule: messenger RNA, 682 nt
Organism: Penicilliopsis zonata CBS 506.65
Lineage: Eukaryota; Fungi; Ascomycota; Eurotiomycetes; Eurotiales; Aspergillaceae
Exons: 6
Coding region: 23-592 (189 amino acids)
Biological process (GO): vesicle organization; membrane organization; endoplasmic reticulum to Golgi vesicle-mediated transport
Cellular component (GO): COPII vesicle coat; endoplasmic reticulum exit site
Molecular function (GO): GTPase activity; GTP binding
Source: RefSeq, a predicted model, not a curated record
CUAGGAAAUAGUGGUUAUCGCCAUGUGGAUCAUCAACUGGUUUUACGACGUUCUGGCCUCCCUUGGCCUGCUCAACAAGCACGCCAAGCUCCUCUUUCUCGGUCUCGAUAAUGCGGGGAAAACCACCCUGCUGCAUAUGCUGAAGAACGACCGUGUUGCUAUCCUCUCCCCGACCGCGCACCCUACAUCCGAGGAACUCGUCAUCGGAAACAACAGAUUCAACACCUUUGACCUAGGAGGGCACCAGCAGGCCCGCCGCCUGUGGAAAGACUACUUCCCCGACGUGAGCGGGAUUGUCUUCCUCGUCGACGCCAAGGACGUCGAGCGGUUCCCCGAGAGCAAAGCCGAGCUCGACGCCCUCCUCGCCAUGGAGGAGCUGAACAAGGUCCCCUUCCUCGUGCUGGGGAAUAAGAUCGACCACCCGGACGCCGUGAGUGAGGAGGAGCUCCGUCACCAGCUCGGUCUGUACCAGACGACAGGGAAGGGGAAGAACCCCCUCGAGGGAAUCAGGCCCAUCGAGGUUUUCAUGUGCAGUGUUGUCAUGCGGCAGGGAUACGGAGAAGGUAUCAGGUGGCUCUCUCAAUACGUCUAAUCUCGUUCUGUCUUCUUUCCUUAUACGCCCAAUAAACUUCCCCCUCCAUUCUUGUUCGUCCGCAGAUUGAGCUUGCAUAAUCUACCUAGU